This is a messenger RNA of Lodderomyces orthopsilosis Co 90-125, 1104 nucleotides long. RefSeq lists its product as uncharacterized. Gene Ontology annotation, cellular component: endoplasmic reticulum. Gene Ontology annotation, biological process: endoplasmic reticulum calcium ion homeostasis. The transcript has 2 exons. NCBI's taxonomy places the organism in Eukaryota, Fungi, Ascomycota, Pichiomycetes, Serinales, Debaryomycetaceae. The coding region runs from base 1 to 1104 and encodes 367 amino acids. Gene Ontology annotation, molecular function: calcium ion binding. The record is from RefSeq and is a predicted model, not a curated record.
AUGAUAUUCGAAUUGAUAUCUAAGUACUAUCCGUUUGCGGUUCCAGAACAGGUUAACCAACUCACUUUGGAAGAACUCAAUGCAUUGACAAUUUGGCAAAGAAUCCAAUUGAAAGAUUGGAGAGUUGAAUUUUUCACUUUGGGAUUUACCUUAAUCUUUGUUCUUCUUUUCAAGGCCGGUGACUUGUACAAUCAGUCGAAAGUUACUAAAUUCUUGAACAAUGUCAAACCAACAUUUACCAAACAAUUCUUCCAAUUUGGCGUGACACCAAAUAAGCUUUAUGUUAAAGAUAGUUCUGAAAACUACUCAUCUUAUGCUACUGGGCGUUUGAAUAUUGCCAAGGUUGAUUUGAAGUUUGUAUUGGCCCCGCGUCACAACCUUUUCCUUUGGAUCAUGGAGGUGUUGUUUAGCUUUUUUACUAGCAACGUUCAAGCUCCGCAAGAUACUGUUGAGGUUGUUAUCACACCACUGGGUAAAUACGAUAACUUUAUCUCAGCAGUUGUGUCAAAAUUGGGUAUGAAUGAUGCUAGAAAGGCUAAUUACUUUUUGUCAUUAUGUAAAACAACCGACUCACCAAACUUACCAGAAAGUUUUGUAUACAUGAGUGAGGCUCAUGAAUUUCAAGAUAAGUUAACUACAACGGAAUUGAAACAAGCAUUGACUUUAGGAAGCGCCUCAUUCAUUAAAUUCAUUGCCUUUACUGACCAACCAGAAGCAAGACCAGACUCAUUGAGAGAUUUCCUUCCAAAUAGAAGAGUGAUUGUCAGGUUGAGUCUUGUUACAGGUAAGUCAGAUCUCAAAGUCAUUAGUGAAGUAUUGGAUGCCGUGUUCAACCUUGUUGAUAAAUUAUCAGACCAAGCCAUUACCUUCAAACCCGAAACUGUAAAGAGGGUAGUCAAGACUAGAGAUGCUGAAAUUGAAAAGUUCAAGAAGUUGGAACAAGAGAUUAAAAAUGAGAAAUUAGCAGAAGAACAAGCUAAGUUGAAAAGAGAAGAGAGGGACAAAUUGAGAAACUUGUCCAGAGAAGAACAAUUGAAAGCUGAUAAAAAGGCUCAAGAGAAGAAGCAGAAAAAAUUGCAAAAGAAACAAAGAGUCAGAAUGUAA